Drosophila grimshawi is the source of this 1657-nucleotide messenger RNA. Its product is annotated as cytochrome P450 9b2. The transcript has 4 exons. Lineage: Eukaryota; Metazoa; Arthropoda; Insecta; Diptera; Drosophilidae. Bases 78 to 1595 code for a protein of 505 amino acids. Gene Ontology annotation, molecular function: monooxygenase activity; heme binding; iron ion binding. The record is from RefSeq and is a predicted model, not a curated record.
UUUCAAGAAACUAUUACAGGCGGCAAGUCUUGUUCUAUAAGUAAUUUUCAAGGUCAACAUUGAUUGAAUUUCACAAUAUGGAUCUGAUUCUGUUGGUGGCCCUUGUGGGACUAAUAAUAUUUGUCUACAAGUGGAUAACUUUGAGGCACAAUGAGUUUGCAGAGCGCGGUCUUCCCUUUGAGAAGCCCCUCCCGAUUUUUGGAAAUAACGUAUCAGUCAUAAUGAACAAGGCCUCGUUCCAGAAGCAAAUCUCCGAGUUCUAUGCGCGGACCCGUCAACACAAAUUGGUGGGCUAUUUCAACUUUCGCGCUCCGAUGAUACAAUUGAACGAUCCCGAAAUUAUUAAGAAAAUAACCGUUAAGGACUUUGAGUACUUUCCCAACCACCAGUUGUUUGUUACAACCAACGAGCGUCUGAUCAAUGACAUGCUGAGCGUAAUGAAGGAUCAGCGCUGGAAGCACAUGCGGAAUACGUUAACACCCGUCUUCACCGCAGCCAAGAUGCGCAGUAUGUUCGGUCUGAUGAAUGAAAGUUUCGCCGAGGUCAUGGAGCACCUCGACAAGUUGGCGAAGACAGAUGUGAAGCCGGGCCAAGGAUUUGAACUCGAGCUGAAGGAGGUGUGCAAUCGGUUAUCAAAUGAUUUGAUUGCAACCACUGCCUUUGGACUUAAAGUUAGCUCCUACAAGUCGCCGAAUAACGAGUUCUUCCAGAUUGGUCAGUCAGUGGCCUUCUUCCGCGGAAAGGCACUCUACAAGUUUAUGCUAUCCUCUACAUUGCCUUGGCUUUUCAAGACGCUGGGAUUUCAGAUCUUCGACGCGCAAAAGACCGACUUUUUCAUACGCCUCGUUGUCGACGCCAUGAAGUAUCGCGAGGAGAACAAUAUUGUGCGGCCAGACAUGAUUCAGCUGCUCAUGGAGGCCAAGAAGGAGUCCACAGAGAAUUGGACCGACGAGGAGCUUGUUGCCCAGUGCUUUAUCUUCUUCUUUGCAGCAUUCGAGAAUAAUGCCAGCCUAAUUUGCACUACGGCCUACGAGCUGUUGCUGAAUCCUGAAGUACAGGAACGCCUCUACGAGGAAGCCAAGGAGACCCAAGAGUCGCUAAAGGGCGAGCAGCUGACCUACGACACCGUAACCAAAAUGAAAUAUAUGGACAUGGUUGUCUCCGAAUCGCUGAGAAAGUGGACACUCGCCGCAUCCACGGAUCGAGUGUGCGCCAAGGACUAUACAUUGUACAACGACGAUGGCACCAAGUUAUUUGAGUUUAAAGAGGGUGACCGCAUAAAUAUACCAAUUGGGGGUCUACACUGGGACGAUCGUUACUUCCCCGAGCCACAAAAGUUCAACCCAGAGCGUUUCAGCGAUGAGAACAAAAACAAACUGGUACCCUACUCCUAUUUGCCCUUCGGCGUAGGACCACGUAGCUGUAUAGGAAAUCGUUAUGCUCUGAUGCAGGCCAAGGCUAUGUUGUACAAUCUAGUGCUGAAAUACAGAAUCGAGCGAUCUCCGAAGACAGUCAAAGAUCUGAUGAGCGAGUCGCGUGGCUUCCAGCUGACUCCACAGAAUGGCUAUUGGGUGCAUCUGGUGCCCCGCAAAUAAAUAAGAUGUGCAAACAAUUGUGUUUUGUAUUUACGUUAAAAUACACAUAUGUUUAUAUUUUA